GAAAAAAAAGAAAACAAAUUGUCACGUAAACGUCAAAAAAUAUGAAUUCGUUUUAAAAUGUAACUCAAAUGAUACAUAAAUUUCAAGUGAUAUAUUAAUUCAAACAUUCCGCUCAUCACACAAUAAUAUCUAUGUUUUUAAUCUGAGAGUUUUAUAAAUUCGCUCAAAGUGGCACCACCAUGCGUAAAGUCGCUUGGGGGAAAAACACAAGUAUGGGAAGUGAAACUUAACAGCGAGAAGCAAAGGUGUUUCAUCAAGACGUUGGAUACGGUCGGAGCGGUUAACAUCUGGAAGGAAGAACGUAGCUCAAUGGAUAUAAUGGUGGAGGGUCCAAAGUCAACUCAGGUAGCUGAGUUGCUGUACGAGCGGAGCAUCCCCUUCGCCGUAGCUAUCGGAGAUGUGGGCCCCAUGCUGGACAGGGAGGGCGUCAAGCCGAAGCAUCGGAAAUGUGCCACAGGAUCAAAGGUACCAAUGGAUUGGAAGAGCUAUCAUCGUUUGGGUGUCAUUUAUGAGUUUAUGGAAAGUCUGGCUGCUGAAUGGCCGACAUUAUGCAGUGUGUGUACUAUUGGUCGAUCUGUUGAAGGCCGCGCGAUAAAGAUGUUAAAGAUAUCUAACGGGCGGUGUAACAAUGCGGGCGUAUGGAUGGACGCGGCGAUACAUCCUCGCGAGUGGAUCAGCACGGCGGUGCUCACUUACGUCGCAGACCAACUCGUCAGGACAUACGAUCAGCAGCCGGAUUACAUUACAAAUAAAGAUUGGUUUAUAGUCCCUGUUGUGAACCCUGAUGGAUAUGAGUAUACUCAUACACAUGAUCGUAUGUGGAGGAAGAAUAGGGCACGCUACGGCGAAUGCUACGGCGUAGAUCUUAACAGGAACUUUAGCUAUGGCUGGGGAGAACGAGACGAAGAAGGGUCAUCAGAUGAUCCUGCUAAUAUUUUCUACAGAGGUCCUGAACCUUUUUCUGAGCCAGAAACGUCAGCGAUAAGGCAAGCGAUCUGCAGCGCAGGCACCAAGUUCAAGGUGUUCCUGUCGUUCCACAGCUACGGCGAGGUGAUCAUCUUCCCCUGGGGCUAUACGGGAGAUCCCUGCCCUCAUUACGUCCAGAUGUUGGAAGCAGGCACUGCUAUGGCUAAGGCUAUCCAGCAAGCGAGCGGUCACAUUUACAAAGUGGGCAGUACAAAGGAUCUCAUGUAUUACGCGUCAGGAACAAGCACCGACUGGAGUUACGCCGUCGCUAACAUUCCAUACUCGUACAUGGUGGAACUGAGGGGCAAGAGACAUCGAUUCUUAUUACCUAAAGAAGAAAUAGUAUGCACAUCCAUAGAGGUACUAUGCGGCGUAUCAAAGUUAAUGGAAUACAUUGAAAAAUUCAACAAAAUAACUCCAGCGCUUAGUGUCGAGUCCUGCCAGUCGCCGUCAUAUACAAUCAAAGUGCCCCGGACGCCAUCAUGGGUUAGUGCCCGAUGCCAUUCCUGUAGGAGUUCCAGGUCAUGUUGUAAAAGCAGCCAUUCACCCUCGUGCUCCCGAUCUCACUCACGACAAAGUUGUAAUGCUCAAAAAUGUGACAGCACUCAUUCUAAGUGUCGUGGAUCACCGAACAAACCUUGCAAUUUUACCGAAUAAUAUAAAAAUUAACUGACAGUUGAUGACAAUGGAAACUUUGAAAUCAUAGACUUGAUUUUUUUAUUGGUAUACAAAUGUUAAAUAGAUAAUUAUAAUCAAAAAAACAUUUUUCUGACUCAGUUUUAAAUGUAACAUACCUAAUCAGAUAGUCAACAUUCAAACGACAUUAGAGUUUAAAAUUAGUUUUUGAACUACGUAAUUUUUUUGUAUGUCUAGAUAGAAGAAAUGUUUAUUUUAUGCUAUAAUCUAAUUUAAACGACACGAUCAUUUAAUAUGUCCCUUGUGUGUAAUGUAGAUUUGGAUUACUUUUAACUAGGAUAAAAAGUAUUUAAAACGAUAACAUGUUUUAAAAUAAAUUCUCUUUUAAACUAUAUUAUGGAAGCAAUCCAAAAAUUUGCCUCACAACCUGCCUUUACAUUAUGUUCAACAUUGGCUUAUUGAUUCGAGGCUAUCGUUGCCAAGUUUUAAAUUGUUUUAUCAUUUUGUACCACACCAUAGAUAUGUUAAAUAAAAGAACUGAUUAAAAAUU
Molecule: messenger RNA, 2152 nt
Organism: Papilio polytes (common Mormon)
Lineage: Eukaryota; Metazoa; Arthropoda; Insecta; Lepidoptera; Papilionidae
Product: carboxypeptidase B-like
Exons: 8
Coding region: 310-1623 (437 amino acids)
Biological process (GO): proteolysis
Molecular function (GO): zinc ion binding; metallocarboxypeptidase activity
Source: RefSeq, a predicted model, not a curated record